This is a messenger RNA of Hymenoscyphus albidus, 1263 nucleotides long. NCBI's taxonomy places the organism in Eukaryota, Fungi, Ascomycota, Leotiomycetes, Helotiales, Helotiaceae. The record is from the annotation of a GenBank genome assembly.
AUGGCCGAAAUAGCAGGUCUAACAAUCGGCGGGAUUGGCCUCGCAAGCCUCUUCACGACCUGCGUCGACUACCUCGACUGUAUCACCUUAGCACGCAAUCACAGCAGAGACCUAGAAGUCUCGCUCACGCAAAUGUCCCUCCUCAACCAGCGCCUUAAUAUCUGGGGUGAAAUUGUGAAAGCUCAGAACAACGGGUACGAGCUCCCCGCGCUUCGCGAGAAGUGGCCUCAAAUCGGUGGCGCUGUCGGAGAGGCCCUUGUGUCCAUCAAAGACGCCUUCACAGACGUCUCAGCGCUGGAGAAACGAUACAGUCUAAAGGCAACGCCGGAAAGCAGUAGCACUGCUAUGGUUAUUCACGAGUCUCGAGCGCUUAACCAAAUCAUGGAUGCCUUUCACAUCGUUCAGCGCCGCCGGCAGAAAGAGAUGUCUGUGUGAGAGGCCAGACCUCGAAUAGCUCAAAGGUGUGGUUUCGAAUAUUCAAUUAAGAAGUGCGUGAAGACUACAUACAUGCAAUCUCUUCCUCUAUAUAUAGAGAGAGGAAGAGUUUCUGGAGUCUUCCAAGAAACUGUUUGACAAAUACGUGACAUCAAAAGAAUAGAGUAGAAAAGUGUAGAAAAGGAGAAACCAAUUUAGCAGUGGAGCAAUGGCCAAUGCUGAGCGGGGACUUUGGUCAGUGCUUAGCGAGGGCAUGGCCCGAGCCUCCAUCAUGGGUUCCAACCCUCACAGUCUGUUAUAAAUAAGACAUGGUGGGCGGUACACGACAAGAAGAAGUUCGAUGCCCUAAUCCAAGUUGUCAGUUUCAACAUUGACAGGUUCGAGAAGAUUAGCGAGAACUUGAACGUCCUCGAGAAGCAGAAGAAGAAGCUAGCGUCGGUGAUUGAGGAAAUUGACGACGAAGACAGCUUGAAGUUACUUGUAGAGGCGACAGAAGAAAAUCAAAGUACUAGAUCUGCUAGCUCGGGUCACCUGUUUAUUAACACUAUUGUUGGCGAAAGGGUACGUGUAACGAUGGGAAAUGCGGGGAAUUCAACUAUUGUCGGUUAUAAGUUUAAUAGGACGAACAUUAUGAACGCGGAGGUAUAUAUAGGGAAUAUGUCAGAUGAACGUGUAACGAUGGGAAAUGCGGGGAAUUCAACUAUUGUCGGUUAUAAGUUUAAUAGGACGAACAUUAUGAACGCGGAGGUAUAUAUAGGGAAUAUGUUAGAUGCUGCUCUUGCAUCGUUUUAUAGUGCUUUAAAGGGCCCUGAAUUAGGCAAGGAAUAA